UCUACUCUUUACUUGCAUUUUUGUGUUGCUUCUUCCUUCGGCCAGCGUCAAAAUACCCAUGCCUUUCGCCGACUUCUACGAGCCCUCUGAAUCCUCUGUUUCUCUUUCUGUAUCAAUCUCCGCUUAAUGUAGUAUAUAACAUAUUAUUUUAGUAUUCAGCAAGUACGUUUCUUUUGUCCUUGGAGCUCAAAACCAAGUGGGGCGUGUAAAGACUGUACUUUUUGAGAAGCUAUUUGAAGGCAUGUGGAUUACAAAAUAUUGGUGGGUUCAAGAGAAUUAUCACAGCUCAUUAGUGGAUGUGAUAAUCUUUCAAGAUUUUUAAGACUUUGUUUAAUAAUAAAGUUGCAAUCUCGUUAAUGAUUUUGAUUGGACUAAUGGGUUCUGAAAAUCCUCCCCUUCUUGGAGAUUGGUGAGGUGAGUGAGGCUUGGACUUGGAGUUCAUUUUUAAGAGGUGUUCCAGUUUGUCCAAGUUAAUGAAUUUCUUGCAUUUCUGAGUGGGAGUUGUGUUGUUUUUUCACCAUGCCCCUCUCUGAGUUCCUGAGAAUGGCCAGAGGAAAGCUUGAAUCUGCCCAACCGAAAACUGCAUCUCCUACCGAUCUAUCUCCAGCAACUGAAAAUGAUCUUGUUGAGCUACUGUGGGAAAAUGGUCAGAUUUUGAUGCAGGGUCAGUCUAACAGGGUUAAGAAGAGCCCUAAUUUGAAUGAUUUUCCAUCACAGGAGCCUGGAAUUCGAGAUAGGUUCACUGGAAAUGUCAGCACUCCAAAAGUUGGGAAGUUUAUUGAGAUUGGGUCUACCUUGAAUGAUGCUAUGCCAUCAGUGCGAUCAGGAGAGACUUAUUUGAAUCAAGAAGAUGAGAUGGGGCCGUGGUUGAAUUAUCCUGUAGAUGAUGGUUUUAGAUCAGAUUUUUGCUCUGAAAUCUUGCCAGAAAUAUCUGGUGUAACUGGUAAUGAGACAUCUGCCCUUAACAGCUUCGGAUCAGUGGUCAAGGGAAGCUGCAAUCAAAUGCCCCAGCAUUCGUAUGCAGUUCCGGUGCAUAAUGUUUUAGAUAUAGAGGCAAGGAAUGCAUCAAAGGUUUCUUCUUCAAGGACGGGUUUGUUGAGUCCAUACUCAUCGCAGCAAUGCCAAUUAUCUGUUGCACCCGCAGGAUCAGGAGUUUCAAGUGUAGUUAUGAAUACCACAAGCAACAAUCCAGUUACAUUUUUUGGAGAUACAUUUCAAGGUCAAGCUUCCCCGGGUGGUUUGGUUAGCAUGAAGAUGCAGAAUCAAAAAGUGGGGGCAUCCAAUUUUUUGAAUUUUACCCAUUUUUCAAGACCAGCUGCUCUUGUUAGAGCUAAUCUUGAGAAAACUGAUGGCAUAGCUGCUUCCUGUUCAUCAGGUAUUGAAAAGGUCUCUGCAGUGAGUAGUAGUAGUCCUGUCAAAUCUACACAUAAGCCAUCUAGUAACUCCCAGAAGGAUAUUUGUGUCCAUAACCAACCUAAAUUGGUCUCGACCAAGGUAGAUUCCAGACCAUCAGUUGAUAAGCCACCUGAGGAGUCAUGCAGUGCUCAACGACCUGAUAAUUUGCACUGGGAUGAUUCAAUUAAGAAUGAUAAGUCCUCGAGCCCGAUAAUUGGUUCUAGCAUCACUAAAGAAGUGAAAGACAGUGAGAAUCCUGUUGAACCUGUUGUUGCUGCUUCCUCUGUGUGCUCUGCAAAUAGUGGCGAGGGAGCUUCAAACGAUCAGAUGCAUACACUGAAGAGAAAACAUUGUGAUAACGAGGAGUCUGAAUCACGAAGUGAAGAAAUUGAUGAAGAAUCUGUGGGUAUAAAAAAAGUAGCUCAUGCUCGGGGUGUUUCUGGUUCAAAGAGAAGCCGAGCUGCGGAAGUGCAUAAUCUGUCUGAGAGGAGACGAAGAGAUAGGAUUAAUGAGAAGAUGCGUGCAUUGCAAGAACUUAUACCCAACUGCAAUAAGGCUGACAAAGCUUCGAUGCUUGAUGAAGCCAUUGAGUACUUAAAGACUCUUCAACUUCAAGUACAGGUGAUGUCAAUGGGAGCUGGAUUGUGCAUGCCUCCAAUGAUGUUUCCAACCGGAUUACAACACAUGCAUGCUGCUCAUGUGCCACAUUUUCCUCCCAUGGCUGGUGGAAUGGGCAUGGGAAUGGGUUAUGGGAUGGGAAUGCUAGACUUGAAUUCUGGAUCUCCACGAUUUCCGAUAUUUCCUCUACCGCCCAUGCAAGGAGCACAUUUCCCUUCUCCAACUAUUUCUGGAUCUUCUGGUUUCCAAGGCUUAGCUGGAUCAAACCUUCAGGUGUUUGGGCAUCCUGGUCAAGGAGUUCCUAUGUCAAUCCCAAGGGCUCCCUUAGUUCCUUUGGUGGGGCAAGCUCCCAUAAGUUCAGCUGUGGGUGUGGAUACCUCAAGAAUGGGAAUUCAUGUUGAAGCUUCAAAUGCAUCUCCAACUUUAAAUUCUGUUGUUGAAGUGCAGAAUAAAAAUUCACAGCUAAAUCAUAAAACUGAUACUGGCAGCUCAAUAAGCCAGACAUCUAGUCAGCUGCAGGCAACAAAUAAGGAAUUUGAUCAGUCUGCCAUGACUUCAAAGGAUGAUCAGGCACCUGAUGUUUGUGCUGCGGCCUCCGUUAACAUGGCGAGUACAACUGAUCUCGUAUGUGACAAAGAAAAAGGGAGUAAUGGGAUGUGCAAGGGGUGAUUAACAGUGAUAACUAAGGUUCCAGCAGCCACAUGGAAUUCUUCCAGUUAGUGCCAUUUCUGUCCUGAGAAAGAGUCAUUGGUGACUUACAUGAAGACGAGGGUUUUGCCAAGUUGUAGACACCAAAGAAUCGUUUUACGUUAUUGACUUGUCUGAUUUUUAAUAUUAGGACUGUAUAUUACAAGCUGCACAGGUUUUUGUUUUGAAGAGAACUUUUUGCUUCAUAUGUACACUUUUUUUUAACGUAAACUCUGCUGCAAGAGCAGCUGGUUUUGAUCUUGAGAAAUGCAAUGAAAAUGGUUAUUGGACAUGUUA
Molecule: messenger RNA, 2997 nt
Organism: Coffea eugenioides
Lineage: Eukaryota; Viridiplantae; Streptophyta; Magnoliopsida; Gentianales; Rubiaceae
Product: transcription factor PIF3-like
Exons: 9
Coding region: 520-2682 (720 amino acids)
Biological process (GO): regulation of DNA-templated transcription
Molecular function (GO): protein dimerization activity; DNA-binding transcription factor activity
Source: RefSeq, a predicted model, not a curated record